This is a messenger RNA of Gordionus sp. m RMFG-2023, 2902 nucleotides long. Its product is annotated as conserved oligomeric Golgi complex subunit 7-like. The record is from RefSeq and is a predicted model, not a curated record. The transcript is spliced from 16 exons. Bases 71 to 2497 code for a protein of 808 amino acids. Gene Ontology annotation, biological process: Golgi organization; intracellular protein transport; retrograde vesicle-mediated transport, Golgi to endoplasmic reticulum. Gene Ontology annotation, cellular component: COG complex. Lineage: Eukaryota; Metazoa; Nematomorpha; Gordioida; Chordodea; Parachordodidae.
CACAGAAUUGGACGAAACUUUACGAUAAAGUGUCCAUACGAUCAUAGGCACGGAAAUCACAUUAUUCGAUAUGGAUUGCAUUAAUUUCUCUGAAGAAAAUUUUGAUCCAUGUGUAUGGAUUAAUAAUUUAUUUAAAAUGGAACCUAACAAAGAGGGCCAGAUAUCUUCACAACUUUUUGAAUUGCAACAAACAAUUCAGGAAAGAAAUUUAUUAAUGGAGGAUUCUUGUUGCAAAUUAUUGUAUACCAUUUCUAAAAUCUUGAAGGAUAUCAACACUUUAAAUUUAGAAAACAAUUUUUUAGCUGAUAGAUUAAACAUAAAUCAAACAUCUAUAAAACAAAAAGAUGAUGCUAAUAGCAAUUUAAUAAACUCUCUCGAAGAUAUGGAUAAAAUGAGAAAUAGAUUAAGAGAUGUCAAUUGUGCUAUUUUGGAAGCUCAAAAUUGGAAUGGACUAGUUUAUGAGAGUGAAAAGGCAAUAGCAUUUGCCCUAACUCAAGACAACCAAGAACCCCUUCAAAAUGCUUUAGAUUAUGUUAAAAGAACUCAGAAUAGUUUUCAAAUUCUAUCGUGCUUUCCUGAACAUGAAUCAAAAUUGGAAAAACUUAGAACUUUACAAGAAGAUUUAGAAAACUGUAUUAGCACAAUCUUAAUCACAAAUUUGAAUAAAAAAUUAAACACCACUACUAAAGAUGUUGAUCUAAAUGAUAUAAAUAGCUUGAUAAGCAUGUAUAGUGAAAUUGAUCUUAGGGACCAAGCUAUUCAAUAUUGUGAAAAAUGUUUUGUGAUAUGGAUAAAUAAUAGGUGGAUAUCCAUGAUGAUCAAUAACUCCGCCAAGAAAAAUAAUUCACCCGAUGACAGGAUUGUAGCUUUUGUAAACUCGUUAAAUGAAUAUUAUAUUGACCUUUCUGAAAAUUGGACAAAAUUGUUGACAUGGAAUCAGCAACUUUUUCCUGAUUGCUAUGUGCAAGUCUCCAAUCGCGUUGUAAUAUCAUGUUUGAGUAAAAUGUCACCUACUUUUGCGAAUUUUUUGGAUUGUACCAUUCCAUCUACACCAUUCGAAACAUUUGAUCCUAUUAAACGUAGCAUGGAUACCUUUAUUAUGACAAAUUUGACGAAGGUAGACGCAAUACCCAAUAUCCAUGACACACUGAAAUUUUUGGAUGCAUUAUAUUAUCCUCUUUACAAAGUUUUGGUUCCAUCAUACCUCUCAAUGCAGAAAAAUCUUUUUAAUAAAACUUUGUCUCAAAUAAUGAUUGAAAACUCUUCUACCCAAUCAAACGAUUUGGCCUGCUUGUUAAAAAAGUUUCAAGACGCCUUCACAAUUCUCGUCGGAGAAUUUGCUGUGGCAAUAGAUAUUUGUGCCUUGUUAGUGAACGGCACCUUGUUUCCUGAAUUAUUAGUACUUGUGAAACUGACGUUAAGCACUUUUUUGGAAUUUAAUCUAGCCUCUAUCAAAAACAAAAUCAUCCAAAUUAAUCUUCAACCCUGGCAAACUGCCUUGGAUCCUCUUAUGAAGAUAUGCCACUUCCUUGGCCUCCUAAUCGUGGAAUUUAGCACUCAUUUCCAACAGAAGGAACUUUUGAUACCCUCUAAAUUCAAAGCCUUUAAGCUUUACAGCUCCCUUAAUAUAUUGCAUAAUUCCGAACAGCUUUUAAGUAUCGAUCCACUUUCCCUGAAGUUAUUGGUCCAGCUUUUAACUCCUAUCCUAAAGACUCACGAUUUUGUGCUGGAUACUCCUUUAAAUAAUUAUUUUGAUCCCGAAAAAAUCGGAAGGUUAAAAUUAUGGUGGGAAGAUUUAUAUUCGCAUAAUCAAGCUAUGACCAUUGCAUAUGAGGAAGCAUUCCGCCCACUCUGUAUUUUUAGCAUAAAAGCUCUUAAAUCAACUUUGAGUGAACCUAUACAAACUCACUUAAGAAAUGUUCAUACUCAAAAUUUGUGGUUUUCUGACCAACAUACUUUAACCAAGUUGAGAGAUGGUGAUGCACCUGCUCUACACAUGGCAUAUAUACCUUCUGAAUAUAUUACCGAAAUUGGGCAAUAUCUAUUACUUUUACCCCAAUAUUUGGAAAGUUAUUCUUUCGAAAAUGAUUCUCCUUACAAAAUCGCAUUUGAAUAUUUCGGAUCCCACUUGGCUAACGGAACAGAUGAAAUAAAUACAGAUCCUCACAUAAUCACGGGAACAUCCAAAUACGAUAAUGCUGCUGAAUAUUGGCUGCAAUACCUUAUCGAUUAUACUUGCCAAGCUCUUGUGAAAGAUGUCUUACUUAAGAUCAAUCGCUUAAAUACAAAUGGUUGUCAUCAAUUGAUUUGCGACAUAGAUUAUUUCAUCAAUCUUUCAGAGGACUUGGGAUUUUUUGCUUCGGAUCUAUUAAGAAUGGUACGCCAUUUUUUGGUUAUCGAGGAUAGACAAAGUUUUGAAAAAGAUGCCCUCUUAGACGCUUACAUCGAUCACAAACAUUUAAUUGAUAAAUUAUGUCGUAUUCGUCUAUGGGAAUAGGAUUAAAAUUGUAGUUAUACCAUAUCUUUUGAUAAUUUUGGGCUACAUUAAGACGGGUUAUUCAUUACAAAUUUUAAUAAAAUUUAGGGUUACGGGCAUAUUUUUAUGGAUGACGGGGGUCGCAUAUAAUAUUGUUAUAUAUAAUAUAAUACACAGGUUGUUUUAUUUAUUUGAUAUCUGAUUUAAUAUAUUGUAAUUGUUGUUAUACCAUAUCUUUUGAUAAUUUUGGGCUACAUUAAGACGGGUUAUUUAUUACAAAUUUUAAUAAAAUUUAGGGUUACGGGCAUUUUUUGUGGAUGACGGGGGUCGCAUAUAAUAUUGUUAUAUAUAAUUUAAUAUAAUACAUGAGCUGUUCAACAGGUUGUUUUAUUUAUUUGAUAUCUGAUUUAAUAUAUUGUUUGAUGG